AUGGAUGUCCGCAUCCUGCUGGGAAUAUCACCACCGACGCCAUGCUGGCUGGAGAAGGACAGCCCCGGCAAGGCUGACCGCGUCGCCGCCGGGCUCGAGACCGAUCCCAAGCUGGCCGCCGAACCGGCCGACUCCGAGGCGGCGGCGGCGGACGAGGUCGAACAGACAGAGGAGCGGCUUGGGACGGGACUGGAGGAAGUCGAACCGGCGGUGCAGGAGGAGCCAGGACUGGAGCUGGAGAAGGUCGGGCCGGUGACGGAGCAACGGCCGGCCUCGCACAUCGUCCUGCAGGUGGAGCGCAACGCGUCGGAGCCGACGCCGACCGCGGCCGGCGAGCACCAUCUGAUCGUGAGCGUGGACGACGGGUCGGACGCGGUGACGCUGCUGGUGGACCGCCUGGAGGAGGACGGCGUGUACGAGCUGGCGGGGCCGGCGGCGUCCGACUGCGAGCUGCUCGAGCUGUGGGCGUGCGGCACCGACGGCGGCGAGCAGCGGCCGCUGGAGACGGUGCGCGAGGUGGACCUGGUCGACAUCCGCGCCGUCUGUGAGACGUGCGGCUGUGCCAUCAGCCACUACAUGGUGGGCCUGCUGGCGCGCGAGGACGGCUCCGAGUACGGCUACCGCUGCCGCAUGUGCCAGAGUGUGUUCCGCGACGUGGACGACAUGGCCUGUCACAUGGACUCGCACCGCUCGCCGGCCGACACGCGGUGUCGUUUCUGCUCGUGCGGCCUGCAGAGCCUCCGCCAGGCGGCCAACGCCCGGACGUGGGUGUGCCACGCGUGCAAGCUCACCUUCGGCACGCGCCAGGAGAUGCUGAAGCACCGCGAGCAGCACCCGCUCAAAGAGCGCUUCCCGUGCGAACUCUGCGACAAGGCGUUCCAGAUGAAGGUCCAGCUGGAGGUGCACAUGCGCUCGCAUCUGGGCCACAAGCCCUACUCCUGCGACAUGUGCCCGGCCACCUUCGUGCAGCCGAGCCACCUCAUCAACCAUCGGCGCACGCACACCGGCGAGCGGCCGUUCUCGUGCGAGCAGUGCGGCCGCGCGUUCGUGCAGCAGGGCCACCUGAAGGCCCACCUGCGCACGCACACGGGCGAGCGGCCGUACAGGUGUGACGUGUGCGACCGCGCCUUCCGCCAGUCGGGCCAGCUGACGGCGCACCGUCGGCUGCACGAGAGCGGCACCGUCUACCGCGUGCGUCGGCAGCACGGCGAGCCGAUCGACCCGCAGGAACUCACCUGCAGGGAGUGCGACAAGCGCUUCAAGGCCAUCAAGGACCUGCGCCGGCACAUGCUGGUGCACAGCGGCGGCACGCACGAGUGCGCCAUCUGCCGGCGCUUCUUCAAACGUUCAGACCACCUCAAGCGGCACAUGCGCCAGCACGACAAGCCGGCGCGGCCGGCCCGACCGCGCGGCCGUCGGCGCAAGGCGAGCGCGGAGCGCGGGCCGACGGGCGCCGACCCCCGUGGCCUCGCGCUGCUCGACAACAUCAUCGACGGCGUGCUGGAGACGCAGCGUGCCCCGAGCGAGGAGGACGACGGCGACCUGCGCGGCUGUAGUCGGCGACCGGUCAAGGAAGAGGACAGCGAGGAGGAGGAGGAGGAGGAGGAACGGUCCCUGAAGCUGGAGAUGGACAGCAUGACGUGGGCGGGGGACGACAGUGCGGGCCGGGCGACCAAGGCCGAAGAGCCGGGCGACCACGAGCCGGUGGCGGCCGACGGAUCCGACCUCAUCUGGGUGACGUUGGACGAGGACGAGGCUGAGGAGUCACCAGCGCCCAGGGCGCAGCGGAGGCGCCGGGCGCCGGCCGGUCCGGCUCCGGGGCUACGCGCCUCCCGACGCCGCACCGCCGGCAACCGGGCGGCUGAUGUGGGCGUCAGUCUGAGCAGGAGCCGCAGAGGCCGCGCGCCCAAGCGGUGA
Molecule: messenger RNA, 1917 nt
Organism: Pollicipes pollicipes
Lineage: Eukaryota; Metazoa; Arthropoda; Thecostraca; Pollicipedomorpha; Pollicipedidae
Product: zinc finger protein 3 homolog
Exons: 4
Coding region: 1-1917 (638 amino acids)
Biological process (GO): regulation of transcription by RNA polymerase II
Molecular function (GO): RNA polymerase II cis-regulatory region sequence-specific DNA binding; DNA-binding transcription factor activity, RNA polymerase II-specific
Source: RefSeq, a predicted model, not a curated record